GGGGGGUGGGGGGCUGUCAGAGAGACAGGAUGCGAUGAAGUCAUGGCGGAGGGGGUUCAUGAGAUGGAGGACCCGGAAGGGGCCCAUGGGAUCCCACCAACUGCUGGCGAGGGAGGAGAAGUGAGAUAGUUCAUCUGCAGAGACGGAGGUGGAAUGUGCUCGCUGGGGGGCGUUGAGGUGGAGGAGGAGAGAGGUGACCUUGCGGAGAGUCGGACGGAUGGUCAACAUUGUGAAUUAUGUUGGUUGUUGUCCAAGAGAGAAUUUGUCGCGAGGGUGUCAAGUAAUGAUCAACGGUGCAUGGAUUUCUUAAGAAUGAGGAUGUGAGAGUUUUAUUUUCUUACCAGGAGCAUCACCAAUUGGUUGACCUUAUUAUGCUCUCCAUCUUCUUGAUAGUCAAGCCGAGGAUUGAAGAUUGAAGCUUUGAGUUGCUAUCGCGGGUUGUUUGGCUUUGAACUCCGAACAAACACGCCAAGAACUUAUGUCAUCCCUGCUGGCUUUGUUUACUUGCAUCUACAUCUACAUUUAUGUACAUCAACUGAGCUUCAUGUACUGUCCAGUACUGACAUCUACUCCUUAUUCCAAAGGACACGAUAAUCCACAAAACACAUCCAUAAAUAUCACUAGCUUCAUACAUCCAAAUCCUCGCGACGAGCUUCCCCUUCAAUACGUAACAUAAUACGAGUACCAACUUACACCGACUCCUUCGCCCAUUAAGCACCUAAACCCCUACCAGAAAUGGGGCUAUCUCGAACGGAAACCUGCCGCAGUUCAUUCCUAACUAAGGAAGAGGUGGUCGCACCCGUAUCGAGCUAACCAUCUGACGGACUGACCGGAUUGUCCAUCCAUCGCAUCCAUCUAAUCCACCAGGUGGGCCCUAUGGUGUCCACUCGAUAGUUCUACGGCCCUUCCAGAAACAUUCCGUCUCUGGUCAUAUGCUCCCCAUCGCUCGAGUCAAUUUGUCGGUCUGGACAGCUCUGGUCUGGCCUGUCUGUCUCAUAGAGACAUAACCUGCAUCUCCGACGAAGAUCAAUGUUGAUCAGUUGAGGUUGGUAAGCUGUUGGGGGGGGUUUCUCUUUGCCUGGAUGGUACUCACGUGUAGGAGGUACUCCGUACUGUGUGUGGAUGGCUCUGGGCUUGGGUAUUGUUGUACGUACUGCUGAUUGUGCUAAUAUGUUUUGGUCAGGACUACUACUACUAGGGCACUUAGUCUUCUAUGAAGGGUAGUUUUUUUAGGGUAACUAGGAACGUUCAUUGGUUUAUACUAUAUAAGGGAUGGCGUUACAGCCUUAAAGUCUAUUAUUAUUAUUUUUUUUGAAUUCCCCUCUCGGUAUGUCGUGGAAUUUUC
Molecule: messenger RNA, 1345 nt
Organism: Aspergillus alliaceus
Lineage: Eukaryota; Fungi; Ascomycota; Eurotiomycetes; Eurotiales; Aspergillaceae
Exons: 2
Source: RefSeq, a predicted model, not a curated record